AUGGCAGAUGAUUCGAGUAUGAGAUACUCCCGGGAUGAAGAAUUCAGAGAUCGAGAUGACAUCCCACUGAAAGAGACUGGAACAGAGGACUGUGACGUUGACAAGCAAAGUUAUCCACCAGGCUCAAAGCUGGCGCCGAUUCUGAUAGGACUUUGCUUUCAAUCGUUUUGUAUCGCUCUGGAUAACACCAUUCUAUCAACGGCCGUUCCUAAGAUUACAGAGCAGUUCAACUCACUCGGCGACCUGUCGUGUGACACCCUCAUCCAAAGGACUCAUCUUAGGACGAGCAAUUGCCGGAAUUGGAUCGGGGGGUUGUCGCCAGGUGCUCUCCUAGUACUCGCGAACAGCGUCCCCCUUAACAGACGUGCACUGUAUUUCGGGAUUAUCGGUAGCAUAAGUGGCAUUGCGACGAUCACAGGACCCCUUUGGAGAUGGUGCUUCUGGAUCAACCUCCCUUUCGGUGUCAUUACCGGGCUGGUUAUUGUGCUAUUUUUCAAAGACCCAACGACGCCAAAACCGAAACUAAGUCGCCUCGCACAAAUCAAACGGAUGGAUCCUUUCGGGAUCCUGGUAUUUAUUCCUGCCAUUGUCUCUCUUUUGCUGUGUUUGCAAUGGGGCGGCACUCGAUACAACUGGGACAACGCUCGAAUCAUUGCUCUGUUUGUUCUUUUUGGCAUAUUUAGUUGUGCGUGGUGUGGCAUACAGCUUUGGAAGCAAGAUGAGGCCACCGUACCACCUCGCCUGCUUAAGAAUCGCAACGUUCUCGGGGCAGUUAUUCACGCUACAUUCCUAGGUGGCUCCUUUUUUGUCUUUGGAUACUACCUUCCGAUCUGGUUUCAAGCAGUCAAGGAGACCUCCGCUGCUCAAUCUGGGAUCAAUAAUCUUCCCAUGGUCGUGUCUAUGAUUGUUUGCUCUGCCCUUGGUGGGCUUCUUGUCAAUCUCGUUGGUUACUACACACCAUUGAUGUUCAUCGGAAGUGCAUUUCUCACAAUUGGCUCUGGGCUGUGCACAUCUCUCGAUGUGAACAGUGGGUAUCCACAAUGGAUUGGAUAUCAAGUGAUUCUAGGGAUCGGGGCAGGACUCGGCUUUCAGCAAUGCAUCAACGCACUGCAGACUGUGCUUCCAUUACAAGAUAUACCAGUCGGGAUCGCGAUCAUCACCUUUGCACAGAGCCUGAGUGGUGCAAUGUUUAUCUCGAUUGCCCAAACAGUGUUCGAGAAUCGACUUGUGGCCAGCAUUGCCGCUAAUGCACCCAAGGUCAACCCCGAGGCGUUGACAAAAGCCGGGGCCACGAAUUUGUCGCUGCGCGUAUCCAAAGAGAUACUCCCAUCUGUACUCAAAGCUUACAAUAUUGCGGUUACCCAGACAUUUUACGUGUCCGUGGCUGCAGCCAUACUUUCUUUCAUUGGAGCUGGGCUUGUGCAAUGGAAAUCCAUGAGAAGGCCACAAAAGAUCGAUGGCACAGAUUGA
Penicillium paradoxum is the source of this 1470-nucleotide messenger RNA. RefSeq lists its product as uncharacterized. The transcript has 5 exons. Bases 1 to 1470 code for a protein of 489 amino acids. Gene Ontology annotation, biological process: transmembrane transport. The record is from RefSeq and is a predicted model, not a curated record. Lineage: Eukaryota; Fungi; Ascomycota; Eurotiomycetes; Eurotiales; Aspergillaceae. Gene Ontology annotation, molecular function: transmembrane transporter activity.